Drosophila sulfurigaster albostrigata is the source of this 718-nucleotide messenger RNA. RefSeq lists its product as uncharacterized. NCBI's taxonomy places the organism in Eukaryota, Metazoa, Arthropoda, Insecta, Diptera, Drosophilidae. The coding region runs from base 124 to 648 and encodes 174 amino acids. The record is from RefSeq and is a predicted model, not a curated record. The transcript has 2 exons.
AGGCACUUGACAAACAUUUGGAUAAUGUUUUGCUUUCAAUUGUACAAUAACCUAAAUUAAGACUAAAUAAAAUUAAAUAAGAAAAAGAGUUGCCCCAACCCGUAGCACGCACAGUUGAUCAACAUGAGCCGGCAACUAAGGUUCAGCAUCCAGCCACCGCCACCGCCAUCAUCGCUGCCAUCAUCGGACAGCGAUGACAGUCACUCCGAUCUGGUGGAGAUCAAUUUAAACGGUGGCCUUGGCCUUGGCCAGGCCAAGCAGCAAUCAGCGCAGGCGCUUGACGAGCUGCUUCAGGCUCGCACAGGAGCCAAUCUGCCUCUGCAUCGCGGUUAUCCGUACGGAUAUGGGGAUGCGGAUAACGAGACGGAUUACUAUUUCUGCAAGAAAUCGAAUUCAACGGGUCAGCUGGCCGAGAAGGUCUCGCCACCACCGCCAUCCGCCACGAACAUCAGUUGCCUGCGCCAAAUGUAUUGCCCUGAGUGCCACGAGCGAUUGCACGAACAAGGCGUGCGGCUCGAGCGGCUGCUGCAGCUGUGCUGCUUUGCCCUGCUCCCCAUAUAUCCUUGCUGCCUGCGACGCUCCAAAGAUGACUGCAAGGUCAUUUGUGGCAAGUGUGGCUAUUUGCUGGGCGCCUGGAAGCGUCAAUGAGCCAUUCAGCCACUUGCAGUCACUUUUUUUUAUGAUUUAUUUUAAGUAGUAUACUGUAUAUUUAAUUGUA